Myzus persicae (green peach aphid) is the source of this 1106-nucleotide messenger RNA. Its product is annotated as FAD-linked sulfhydryl oxidase ALR-like. Lineage: Eukaryota; Metazoa; Arthropoda; Insecta; Hemiptera; Aphididae. The record is from RefSeq and is a predicted model, not a curated record. Bases 119 to 751 code for a protein of 210 amino acids. Gene Ontology annotation, cellular component: mitochondrion. The transcript is spliced from 4 exons. Gene Ontology annotation, molecular function: flavin adenine dinucleotide binding; flavin-dependent sulfhydryl oxidase activity.
CGGUCGGCCUUCUCUGUUGAAAUGUUGAAUAUUAACAUGUUCUAUGAUACUUUUGAGCUGCUAAUAGUUAAAAGUUGAGUGUUGAUACUUUAACAAAUAAAUAGUUAAUAUAAUAAUAAUGUCAAUUUUCAACAACAUUUAUAAUACUUUCCUAGUAUUCAUUAAUUCGCAUCAACGCAGUCUUUUGAUGAUAAAUAACUUAAAUGAAAAACCGGUUGACAAUAUUAAUACACAUCAUUCUCAAGGAGAUAUACCGUGUCGCUCAUGUACUGAUUUUCGGACGUUUAGUCGUAUGAGGCGUCAAGAAUUUAGUCAAAGUCAGGUUCAAUCACUGAAUACCCAAUCUAAAGAUAAUAAGGAUGAAACUAAAAUACUAGAACACCAAAGAGAUGACUGUCCCUUAGACAAAGAUGAAUUAGGUCGUAGUACAUGGAAGUUACUUCAUACCAUAGCUGCCACAUAUUCAGAUGAACCGUCACAAGAAGAUCAAUCUAACAUGGAACAAUUCAUUAGAUUAAUACCAAAAGUCUAUCCUUGUGAAGUUUGUGCAAACGAUUUUUCCGAAAUAUUAACUUAUCAUCCACCAAACAUAAGCUCUCAAAAGUCAUUUGCAAAAUGGAUGUGUGAAGCACACAAUAUGGUAAAUCGGAAAUUAGAAAAGCCCCUGUUUGACUGUUCUAAUGUAAAUGAACGAUGGCGUGAUGGUUGGGCCGAUGGGCAUUGUGAUUUAUGUUAUAGUAAACCAAAUUAGGUGAAUAAUACAGAAUAACUUCAUAAAAAAUAUUUUUAAAUAAAUAUUCUGGAUUAUUCAAAUUAUUAUUAAUUGUGAAUAUAGUGUAUUUUUAUUUUAUUUUUUUAUUGAAAUAAAGUGUGUUACAUUCUAUUUACUCAAAACAAAUUAUGCUUAGAAGUUAGAAUUAUUCUAUUUUAAUUAGAAAGGGUUUCCUCUGCGCAUAACCUAACUUACAUAUUAUAAUUUGUAAACAUGUAAAAUAUGUAAUUAAUUGUUAGCAAUUGCUUAUAAUACAUUUAAAAAGAUACAAUUUGUCAUACAUACUGUAUAUCUAUAAUAUAUUAAUAUAUUAUACUCCACUGCUACAAGAAUA